AUGGGGGAAAGUCAGGCCGAGGCCGAGCUGAAGGAGUUCAGUCCAUACUACAGGAAGCAGUUCUCGUUGGCUCGAUUCUCUCAGGUGGAAGAUGAUCUGGAGCAGCAGAAAGAGAAGAUCACACAGCUGCUCAAACACAGGGACGUCCCUGAGGCGGGCGCUGUGCUGUAUGAAGAACUCAUCCUUUUCUUUGACGAAACCAGAAAGUGGAAGGAGAGGUACGUUGUGGUGAGAGCCAACUACUGCCUGGAAUGUCACGACAGCCUGGAGAAUUUUGUCAAAGGUGUUCCUCCGCGGCAGACGCUGCUGCCUACAGGGGGCACUGUUCUGACCACAGAGGAGAAGUACAUGGCCAUGGUGGACAAGUGCUUUCCUGAUGACACCAAUGUGAAGGAGGACUUCGCUCCUCCUCUGACGGGGAUGCCGGGUCAGUUUCCGGUCUACCUGCGUCUGCCCUACAGGAGAGACUCGUACUUCUGCUUCAGGCAGCAGGCCAAACAGGCGACCUUCCUCGCUAUCCUGUCCGACUGCAUCAGACACCAGAACCAAGACUUCCUGAAGAAGAAGACGUGUGAGGUGCAGGCGUUCCUCAAAGCCAUCCAGCAUUACAGGCAGGACAAAGGACGAUUCGAGGCCUGGGACAUGCUGAUAGGAAGUGAUGUCAGGGUGAUGGCCAACUUGGUGAUGGAGAAGCUGCUGCCGUCUCUUGAGAAAGACAUGCUGCCUCGACUCAAAGCCAAGAAGACAGAGAAGAAGAGAGUUUGGUUUGCUACGUUGGAAGCAGCCUACAUCUUGAUCCAGGAGCAUCUUCUCGAGGGACUUACUGCACUGAAGGAGGAGUGUCGAAAGUCGGUCCGGCAGCAGGAGGUCCUGAUCCACUCCGACAUGGACCAGAUCCUGGAGUCCAGGCGGCAGCUGGAGGAAAAAGUCCGAGCCAAAGUAUCAGAGCCAGCAGAGAAACUGAGCUUGGAGUCAGUGCAGCCAUACCUGGGCUCUGUCCUGGAGGAGCUGAUGGAGCCGAUCAGCUCCGGUUUCCAGGAGGGACGUCAACUGAGUGAGAACAUGAUGAACCAGGUGUGUCAGGAGGUGGAUGGAGACAGCGAGCAGCUGAAAAAGUCUCUGGCCGUCAUGGCGAGACCGAACCUGCUGAGCUGCUACCAGAAGAUCGGCUCCCUGCAGGAGAAACUGAAGCACCUGCAGGAGAGAUUUGGUUUCCAAAACAUCACCGGAGUGAUCCACAGCGCUCAGAUCGACCUGCAACAGCUAAUGGAGAAUGCAGCAUGUACAUUUGAGCAGCUGUUCCACAAAGCUGUCCAGGACAACCCCGACAACGCCGGCUCUGCCAUCGAAAAGGCCAAACACAGAGUGCUGAAGCAAUAUGAUUACGACAGCAGCACAGUGAGGAAGAGGAUCUCCAGAGAGGCUCUCGUCUCCAUCACUCUGCCCUUCCUCAAGAAGAACCUGGCCCCCAACUGCAAAGCUGAGCUUAAGGGUCUCGAACAGACCGUCUACAUGGACUUCUCCAACUUCAUCCAUGUAGAGAACGUGUACGAGGGCUUCCUCCUGCAGAUCCUGGACAAAGAGGUCACCAAAGUGGUGAAGGAGGCAGCCAGUCUAAAGAAGUACAACCUGUUCAAUGACAGCAGAGACCUGCUGAGUCAGUCGAGCCGCUCCAGCCUCUCCUCCCAGUCCACCUCCACUCCGGGCAGCCCUUCAAUGUCUCUCGCCUCCCCUGCUAAAACCUCCUCAGAGCCCCUGCCCCCAUCUCCUCUGGCCGUUAACGGAGUGUCCUCCAGCCCUGAGAAGGAGAAGGAGGAGCAGGAAGUGGAAGACGUGCUGCGACAGAACGAAGCCUCUUCUGCAGACGUGACGGUCAUUGAGACACCUUUGGGGAAGGUAGAACAGAAAGAAGAGGCUCCGAGUGUCCCUGUCAGCCAGGUAGAGGCUGUAGUAAUCGCACCUGAAGUAGACGAUGUCUUCAAAAAAGAAAAAGAGGAAGCAGACAUCCCAUCUUUACCAGACGCAAACAAGCAGAGUGAGACAAAUGAAGAAAACACAGCAGCAGCUCCAGAGACUGUCAUACAAGAGGUGAUUUCUGUCAUCGCAGAGAAUGCUGAGGUGGCUGCUGAGCCUCUAACACAGAGCACAGAUGCUCCAGCAGAAGCAGAAACUACUCUGUCAGAAAUCCCUGUGGUCAUAGAAAGUAUAAAAACAGAUGUAGAAGUAGCAGAAGCACAGGUAGAAGCUCCUGCAACAAGUCCCGAUCCUACGAAUGAACCAGCAAACACUCCAGAAGAAAGUUCUGGUACACACACUGCAACUGGUGAGGAGGAGAGUCAAUGUGCAAGCUCAGACAUCAAGUUAGAGGCUCCCUCUAGUGGUGAAACACCUGCAAUCACACCUAAAGACAUCAGCAAGGACCUGGAGAAACAGGAGGCAGAACCAGCUGCUGUGUCAGACCCAAAGUCUGUGGAAGUGUCUGUGGGAGCUGAGUCGUCUCCGUCAGAUAUGGAGUCGACAGAGGAGAUGAAAGUGACGCAGAGCAGCGAGGACGAAGUGUCGACAACGUCUGACAUCCUGGACGACGAGGCCAACCUGAGUAAAUCACCUGUGAGCUCAGACGAGCCCACUGAGGAGAAAUCCACAAGCGCUGAGCUAUCUCCUCAGGCGCAGACAGAAACUGUGAGCGUCAAUGUCGGUGGGGACAUCGAGGCAGGAGCGAGCGUUAGCGUGGAGCCAUCUGUGGAGGCUGAAGGUGUGAAAGAGGAGGCACCCUCCAGCCUUGACGCCCCGCCCCCAGACUCAAUCAAGGCGAUCCGGGACCUGGUUGUGGAGGUGAUCGAGGUAGAGGAGCUGUUGCAGCGUUACCCAAGUGGAGUGCCAAUGGAUGAAUGAAGACGAGGGACAAAAUAAUUCAGGAUGUUUUAUUGUUGAAGGGGACUAGAAUUUCUUUUUUAUCAGAAUCUGACAGUAGCUGUAAUUUCAGCCUCAAGUCAUCCUCCAGUUCAGGCGCAAACAUGAACCAAAAACUCCUGAGAGGCUUCCAUGAACUUUAAAACACAUAUGCAUGAAUUUGUGGUAAAAUAUUUAUAUUAAUUAUUGACAGAAUCAAUAUAUCAGCUGUGUCAGGUGCUUUAAAUCAACAGGUCGGUAUCAUCAGGAGCUUUUGAACACUAAAAUUAUUUUAAAUCCAAAUUGUUUUAGAAAAUCUAGAUUAGGACACUAUUUUAUUAAGACUUUAAAGAAGUGUCAUUAUUCUUUAGCAGAAUAUUAAAUAUACUAUUAUAGAAAAUUAUCCUUUUGGAGAUUAUUUCUGAGAGUGGGAUGUGAAGCUUGGAUCAGGGUGUGGUGAGACUGGCUCGGUAGAGGGAAGUCACUUGCCUGCUUCGUGAUUUUCUUAAUCUGCACACAAACAGAAUUUAAAAACAUUAAAUUAUACAGUUUAAAGGGAAUAAAUGAGUCAUAGCUUUGAACAUUGUUGUUUUUAUCACUCUCUCUUAUGGUUUAAGUGACUUAGGAGAGAUCAGCGGUUCAGAGAUGCUCUCCCCAGCUCUUCAAUCUGCCUGGAUUGAAGGGCAGGAUGUUGUGCUCCACUUUCCCCUAUCAGAUGGCAGUAGCUCUUUAGGCUGCUCUCACAUCUGUGCCUGCUAACUGUUAUUAUUUCCCCGAUCUCAAGACCAGCCUGAGACGACACUAAUGAAUACAUAUUCAACUAUAACCAGCAGGUUUGAUCUAUUAGAUUAUAAAUUGUUAGUCGUCUUUAACAGAGAAAACAAAUUGAUGCUGUCCUAAACUGAUCUGAGUGCAUCAUCUUUUAUAAACUUAAAGGUGCACUGUGCUGUAUGUAGCAGUAUUUGGCAGAACAGACUUAGUAGUGAGUGGCUGCACAAAAUGUUAGAAGAAGAAGAGAGUUAUUGUUGUGCAUAAAAUUUGCAUUGAUAGACGUUUUUAUUGGUGAAAAGUUGACAAUUAGAGCAUCAUAUUUAUCAGGCAUCACAGGAGGCCACCAUCGCCACACCUUUAAUAUCUGACAAAUUAAUCAUAACCUUAAGUCUGAUCUCCAAACUGUGAUUUUGAUAACCUGGGAAGUAGCCAAAAUAGUUAACACACUUUAUCUACUAGUUACAUUUAUCACUAGUUCAAUGUGUUUAACCUUUUCUAGUUGCAGCCCAUGACUCUCCCUGAAACCAUACCUCCUGUUUUCACAUCUUUGUUUGUGUGCAGAUGAAAAGAAUCAAACUGAAGAUGUUAAUAAGUUGGUUUAAGAGGCUCUGGAAGGUGUACUUCUUAUUGAGCCAUGCCAGCUGCUUCCUCCUGCUUCCAGUCUUAAAGCUAAGCUAAGCUAAGCUAACUGUGUCCUGACAGAGAUCGGAUCUUCACCCAUCAGAUCAUCAAAAGUGUGAUGAUGAAUUUAUCCUCCAUGCUAAAUCAUUCUUAUGAACAGGUGACGUGAGGUUGCCUCUUUGUUCGUGUCAGUUAUCAUAUUUGUAUUAUUGAUUGAUCAGUAAGCUCCUCCAGCAGAUGAUUAGAUAAAUCACAGCAUGCAUGACUAAAACUGAAGUUUGGAUAUAUUUCCUCUUGAAUGUGAUUUUUUUUGACCUACUGAAGGAUUUAUUUUUUGAACUGAAGACGUAGCUCAUCAUCGGAGUGCCUUUGAAGUACCUCCUUGUUCCCUCCUCGUGCCUUAGACGUCAUAGUGAUGAAAACAGACCUCUGUGAAGGUCGUCACACCCGCACUCCAGCAUCAAACGUGCCUUUCACCUGUGCAGAGCAUCUCAUUUAGACGUGGUUAGUAACACAGAUAUAUAUUUGACCAUAAACUGUCUAACAGCUGAUGGAAACAAAGUGUGGAAAAAUUAAAAAUAAAUAAGAGUCUAUAAACAAA
Molecule: messenger RNA, 4885 nt
Organism: Notolabrus celidotus (New Zealand spotty)
Lineage: Eukaryota; Metazoa; Chordata; Actinopteri; Labriformes; Labridae
Gene: niban1a
Product: niban apoptosis regulator 1a
Exons: 14
Coding region: 1-2895 (964 amino acids)
Source: RefSeq, a predicted model, not a curated record